Papaver somniferum (opium poppy) is the source of this 498-nucleotide messenger RNA. Its product is annotated as ATP-dependent RNA helicase drs1-like. The coding region runs from base 1 to 498 and encodes 165 amino acids. NCBI's taxonomy places the organism in Eukaryota, Viridiplantae, Streptophyta, Magnoliopsida, Ranunculales, Papaveraceae. The transcript is spliced from 2 exons. The record is from RefSeq and is a predicted model, not a curated record.
AUGGGUGAUCUAGGAGGAAACAAUGCUAACGGAGAUAAUCAGUCUUCUAUACCUUUUAAGUUUGCCAAGAAAGUUGCCAAGACUCUGUGUACUAGAGAGUUGGAGAAUUUGAUGGAUUUUCUACAGCAAGAGAUUGACAAGAGAAAUCGUCUGAUUCAGUACGAAAGAGUUCCUCAGGAAAAUGCUCCACUUUAUGAACUAUGGAAGAGGAAGAGAAUUGCAAGAGAUGUGAGGAAAGCUAGAGAAAGAGGGGAGAGAGAUGAGGGGAGAAGAUUUUUUGGAGAAAGAACCGCAGUGCAACUGAAAGUUGGAGAUUUGGAGGAAGAGAACGAAGAUGACGAAGGAAGUGAAGAUGCAGGUGAUGGAGGUUAUGGAAGUGCAAAUGAAACAGGCAGUCAAUAUAGCAAUGAUUACAGCGAUGAUGAGAUGGGCAUCGACGACGACGACGAUGAUAGCAGUCAGCAUAUCAAUGAGAACAACGGUGAUGAUUCUGAAUAA